Otolemur garnettii (small-eared galago) is the source of this 2189-nucleotide messenger RNA. RefSeq names its product zinc finger protein 551-like. The record is from RefSeq and is a predicted model, not a curated record. The transcript is spliced from 3 exons. NCBI's taxonomy places the organism in Eukaryota, Metazoa, Chordata, Mammalia, Primates, Galagidae. Gene Ontology annotation, biological process: regulation of immune system process; regulation of cytokine production; negative regulation of transcription by RNA polymerase II. The coding region runs from base 95 to 2053 and encodes 652 amino acids.
AGAAGGCGCGAGAGGCAGAUCUCAGAGUCUGCGACCCGGCUCGGCCUGGGGUAGGAACCGCUGUGUCCGGUCCGCGCUCCGCCCUCAGAGUCCGAUGGCGGCGGCCGCACUGAGGGACCAGGCUCAGGAUAUAACCUUUGAGGAUGUGGCGGUCUGUUUCUCCCAGGAAGAGUGGAUGCUCCUUGAUGAGGCUCAGAGGCUCCUGUACUGCAAUGUCAUGCUGGAGAACUUUGCACUCAUAGCAUCCCUGGGUUAUUGCUGUGGAACAGAGAAUGAGGCAGUAACUUCUGUGCAGACUGUAUCUAUAGAUGGAAUGUCAGAGGUCAGCACUUCUGAGGCGGGUCCAUCUACCCAGAAGACUCAACUCAGUGAGAUAUGUGUCCCAGUCUCAAAAGACAUCUUGUACCAAGCUGAGCAGGAAACCACACACCUUGUGCAAAGAUUAUACCUGGAUGGCACAAGUGUGAGAGGCUUCUGUUUGGGUGCAAACCUUCACCAAUACCAAAAGUGUUAUAGUGGAGAAGAGACCUGGAAAAGGGAGAUGGAUAGGGAUAUGUUUGUGACAAGCUCCAGAUUUCAUGUUUGGACAAAUCCUUUCUCCUGUGACUUCCCAGCCACCAUAGGCCCACUCCAGCACUCAGUUACUCCCAACAGUGAGGAGCCACACAAUAGCAGCAGGAAGUGUGUGCAAACAUUUUUCAGCACCAAAAGUUAUCACAAGUGGGAUGAAUGCACAAAAGCCUCAGGCCACAAACACACACUUGUUCAACAUCAAAGUGUCUGCUCUGAAGGUGAGCUUUACAGCUGUAGUAAAUGUGAGAAAGCUUUCUCUUUCAAGAACGUACUUGUUCAGCACCAGCAAAUUCACACUGGUAAAAGGACAUAUGAGUGUAGUGAAUGUGAGAAAUCUUUGAGCAAAAAGUACAACCUUAUUGCACACAAGCGAAUUCACACUGGAGAAAUGCCUUACGAGAGCAGUGAAUGUCAGAAAGCCUUUAUCAAUAAAUCUGACCUCAUUCAGCACAGGCAACAUCACACUGGAGCAAUGCGUUAUGAAUGUGGUGAAUGUAGGAAGUCCUUUAGCUACAAAUCUAACCUUACUGAACACCAGAGAGUUCACACUGGUGAAAGGCCUUAUGAGUGUGGUGAAUGUGGGAAAUCCUUUAGACAAAGCUCUAGCCUCUUUCGACACCAAAGAGUUCACACUGGAGAAAGACCUUAUGAGUGCUGUGAAUGUGGGAAAUCCUUUCGGCAAAUCUUCAAUCUCAUUCGACACAGGAGAGUUCAUACUGGAGAAAUGCCUUAUCAGUGCAGUGAUUGUGAGAAAGCCUUUAGCUGCAAAUCUGAACUCAUUCAACACCAAAGAAUUCACAGUGGAGAAAAGCCUUUUGAGUGCAGUGAAUGCAGGAAGUCCUUUAGACAGUUCUCUAACCUUAUUCGACAUCGCAUGGUUCACACUGGUGAUAGGCCUUAUGAGUGCAGUGAAUGUGAGAAAGCCUUUAGCCGUAAAUUUAUCCUCAUUCAACACCAAAGAGUUCACACUGGAGAAAGGCCUUAUGAGUGCAGUGACUGUGGGAAAUCUUUUACCCGCAAAUCUGACCUCAUUCAACACCGGAGAAUUCAUACUGGGAUGAGACCCUAUGAGUGUGGUGAAUGUGGCAAAUCUUUUAGACAACGGUCUGGCCUCAUUCAACACCGGAGAAUUCAUACUGGAGAAAAGCCUUAUGAGUGUAGUAAAUGUGGAAAAUCGUUUAGUCAAAGUGCUAGCCUCAUUCAGCACCAGAGAGUUCACACUGGAGAAAAGCCUUAUGAAUGUAGUGAAUGUGGGAAAUCAUUUAGCCAAAGUUCUAGUCUCAUUCAGCACCAGAGAAGUCACACUGGAGAAAGACCUUAUGAGUGCAAUGAAUGUGGAAAACCCUUUACCCACAAAUCGGACCUCAUUCAGCACCAAAGAGUUCACAGUGGAGAAAGACCUUAUGAAUGCAGUGAAUGUAGGAAAUCCUUUAGCCGCAAAUCUAACCUUAUUCGACAUCAGAGAGUUCACCCUGAAUAAAGACCUUAAAUGUGCAGGGAAGGUGCUAUUACUCUGUUAAAUAUGACAGCACUGGAUGAGAAUGCAUGGAAGUCAUGUAUCUAAAUUUAAACUUCAUGAAAAUCUUCAAUGAGGGAUUUUUCAUAAGUUUGAGGUA